AUGACUCUCGGAGAUAAGCAGAAGUGGACAGCGGCCAACGUCCGUACCACGUUUCUAGACUACUUCAAAGAGCGGAACCACAAGUUUGUGGCAUCAUCUCCUGUGAUUCCAUACGAUGACCCAACGUUGCUAUUCGCUAACGCUGGUAUGAACCAGUACAAGCCCAUCUUUUUAGGGACGGUGGACCCAUCCUCAGAAUUCUACCACCUGAAGAGCGCUGUGAACUCUCAAAAAUGUAUCAGAGCGGGUGGUAAGCACAAUGAUUUAGAAGACGUAGGAAGGGACUCUUAUCACCACACUUUUUUUGAAAUGCUGGGUAAUUGGUCCUUCGGCGACUACUUCAAAAAAGAGGCUAUUCAGUACGGGUGGGAUUUGUUGACGAAGGUGUACGGCAUCCCAGCUGACAGACUUUAUGUGACUUAUUUUGAGGGCGAUGCCAAGCAGGGGCUUGAUGCAGAUGUGGAGGCUCGUGACUUUUGGCUUCAAGUUGGUGUUUUGGAGGAUCACAUCCUGACUGGCGACGCCAAGGAUAACUUCUGGGAAAUGGGAGACCAGGGUCCUUGUGGACCUUGCUCAGAGAUCCAUUAUGACCGUAUUGGGGGCAGAAACGCGGCUUCUUUGGUGAACAUGGACGAUCCGGAUGUGUUGGAAAUCUGGAAUAUUGUUUUUAUGCAAUACAAUCGUGAGCAAAACGGCAAACUAAGAUCUCUUCCUGCAAAACACAUCGACACCGGUAUGGGUUUUGAACGAUUGGUCUCCGUCUUGCAAGAUGUUAGAUCUAACUACGACACUGACGUAUUCCAGCCCUUAUUCGCGCGCAUUCAAGAGAUAACGGGCGUGAGGCAUUAUACUGGCAAAUUCGGCGCUGAGGACGUGGAUGGUAUCGAUACCGCUUACAGAGUCCUUGCGGAUCAUGUUCGUACAUUGAUGUUUGCCUUGGCUGAUGGCGGAGUGCCCAACAAUGAAGGAAGAGGGUAUGUUUUAAGACGUAUUCUGAGAAGGGGGGCCCGUUAUGCUCGUAAAUAUAUGAACUUCCCAAUUGGCAAGUUUUUUUCCACCUUGGCACCAACUCUGAUUGAACAGACCAAGGAGAUGUUCCCAGAAAUUGCCAAGGAUCCCAGCUACUUAUUCGAAAUUCUUGACGAAGAAGAACUUUCUUUUGCCAAGACUUUGGACAGAGGUGAAAAGCUCUUCGAAAAAUACGCCCAAGUUGCAUCCCAAAGUGAAAAUAAAACUUUGGAUGGUGUACAAGUUUGGAGACUAUAUGACACCUACGGUUUCCCAGUGGACCUGACCGAACUAAUGGCCGAGGAGCAAGGCUUAAAGAUCGAUGGUCCUGGGUUCGAAAAAGCCAAACAAGAAUCUUAUGAAGCCUCGAAGAAAGGCGGCAAAAAAGGUGCUUCAGAUCUAAUAAAGCUAGAUGUUCACGAGUUGUCCACCUUGAACUCCGAAAAUACUCUCAAGACCAAUGACUCGUUCAAGUACGACUCUGACAAUCUAGAGGCGGUUGUUUUGAAAAUUCAUGAUGGUGAAAAAUUCGUCGACGAAAUGACUGAAGUUGGUAAACAAUAUGGUGUGAUACUUGACAGAACUUGCUUUUAUGCCGAGCAAGGUGGCCAGGAAUAUGAUAUGGGUACUUUGGUUAUUGACGGUGUGACUGAAUUCAAGGUUGAAAAUGUUCAGCUGUACAAUGGUUACGUCUUUCAUACCGGCUCUCUUGCCGAAGGAAAAUUAUCAAUUGGGGAUAAUAUUAUUGCAUCCUUCGAUGAACUUCGCCGUUUCCCUAUCAAAAAUAAUCACACGGGUACUCAUAUUUUGAACUUUGCUUUGAAAGAAGUUUUGGGCAACGAGGUUGAUCAGAGGGGGUCUCUAGUUGCCCCUGAGAAACUCAGAUUCGAUUUCUCUCACAAGAAAGGCUUGAGCAUAGAAGAACUCCAGGCAAUUGAAAAUAUCUGUCACGAACAAAUCAAAGCUAAUCUUCCUGUUUACUACAAGAAUGUCCCACUCGAAUUGGCUCAAAAAAUCUCAUCCGUACGUGCUGUUUUUGGUGAAUCAUACCCAGACCCUGUUCGCGUUGUUUCUGUUGGUCAACCGAUCGACGACAUGCUAGCCAAUCCUUCUAGCGAAGAGUGGCAAAAGUACUCCGUUGAGUUCUGCGGUGGUACUCAUGUUAUCAAGACUGGGGACAUCAAAGAAUUUGUCAUAGUCGAAGAGAGUGGUAUCGCUAAGGGUAUCCGCAGAGUCGUUGCAGUUUCAGGUGCUGAAGCUCACGAAGUUCAAAGGGUUGCUCUAGGCUUCGAUAACGAUCUAACAGCAACUGAAAACCUCCCAUUCUCGCCUUUGAAGGAAAAAAAGCUAAAGGAAUUAGGUGUAAAGCUGGGUCAACUCCAGGUUUCCGUGAUUACUAAAAAUGAACUCAAAGCCAAGUUUACGAAGAUCGAAAAGACGGUUAAGGAUGAGAUUAGAACUAGAGCGAAGAAGGAGAUCAAACAAACUGUGGACGAAGUCAAGAACUUUUUCAACAACAACGAAUCUGCUCAUUUUUUCGUCAAAUAUAUCGACAUUCCAACUAACCCUAAGGCAAUCACUGAAGCUGUGACAUACAUCAAGACAUCCGCAAAAGAUAAGUCCAUUUAUCUGCUGAAUGGUAGCGAAAAGGUCGCCCAUGGAUGUUACAUUUCUGACUACGCACUUGAAAAGGGCGUAGAUGGUGCCCAGCUAUUGGAGGCUAUCUCUAACAACGUUGGAGGUAAAGCUGGUGGUAAGAAGAAUGUUUUUCAAGGUGUUGGUGAUAAGCCAGAGGGUAUCGCCCAAGCCGUAAACGAAGUUGAAGAUAUUUUCAGAUCCAAGCUCAUGAUAUAA
This is a messenger RNA of Lachancea dasiensis, 2862 nucleotides long. Lineage: Eukaryota; Fungi; Ascomycota; Saccharomycetes; Saccharomycetales; Saccharomycetaceae. The record is from the annotation of a GenBank genome assembly.